CGCUUCAGUGACGUCACCGGGAUGGGCAGGUGGCCACGUAAUGUCGGGGUGGGAGCGCUGAAAAGAGUUGCCUUGCUCCGCCGUCGAUUUUGGGUCAUGAAGAAGAGCAGCGGGAGAAGAAAGAAGACAAGAGACAAGAAGGAAACACCUUAGAAGGCGAGCGAGUUUGGUGCUAACCGGCGUCGCGCUAAGCAGCCCGGCUUGCGGCGGCGGGCGCUCAAUUGCAUCUCCGCGUCGCCACCUGCUGGCCGGGAGACGCACUGUGACUAGCAUGAAGGAUUCUGGGGCCCCCCAUCAUCCUGAUGUUCCAUGGUGACCAGUACCUAGGCCGCACUGAGCAUGUCCGCCAGGCGCCUCACUACGACCAGGUCCCGCCGGGCACGUUGCCCCGGGACCAGCCCUACGAGCCGGAGCCUCUGAGCGCCCAGUCGGCGCCUUACUUUGCCCUCAGCGCCGACCCGCUCCCGCCGCCGCCCCUGCCCGACCAUCCUCCCGUCGGGCUCGACCACCCGAGCGACGGCGAGGGGACCGAGCGGGACCUGGACCCGGCCCUGGACAUCAAACCGGUGCACCGCUUCAUCCCGGACUCGUGGAAGAACUUCUUCCGGGCCAGCGAUCGCAGCAGCAAAAAGGGGGCGUGGCCCGAGGCGCCGUCAUGUAACGACAACAACAACGGCACCAGCGAGGGCGUGCGCUGCUCGCCUCCCCCCACCACCUCCGGGUCCUACCGGGACCCUUACGGGGGCUCGGCCGGCAGCUACAAUUCGGCCAAGGAGCUCCUGGACCUGGGCGAGUCGGCGUCGGCUUCGGGCCGCACCUACCGCACGGCGCUGACCUACAGCGAGCGCGUGGAGGAGUACAACCAGCGCUACGCCUACAUGAAGUCCUGGGCGGGGCUGCUGAGGAUUCUGGGCUGCGUGGAGCUGCUGCUGGGCGCCGCCGUCUUCGCCUGCGUCUGCGCGUACAUCCACAAGGACAACGAGUGGUUCAACAUGUUCGGCUACUCGUCGCCGGGCGGCGCCUACGGCGGCGGCCUCUACGGCGGCAGCGCCACCACCUACACGGGGCCCAAGACGCCCUUUGUGCUGGUGGUGGCGGGCCUGGCGUGGCUGGUGACGGUCAUCGUGCUGGUGCUGGGCAUGACCAUGUACUACCGCACCAUCCUGCUGGACUCCACCUGGUGGCCGCUGACCGAGUUUGUCAUCAACCUGGUGCUGGCCGUGCUCUACAUGGCGGCGGGCAUCGUGUACGUGCGCGACACCACCCGCGGGGGCCUCUGCUCUUACCCCGUCUUCAACAACGGCAUGAGCGGCGCCUUCUGCAGGACGGAGGCGGGCCAGACGGCCGCCAUCAUCUUCCUCUUCCUCACCAUGGUCAUCUACCUGAUCAGCGCCGGCGUCAGCCUCAAGCUGUGGCGCCACGAGGCGGCGCGCCGAUACCGCCAGAGCAACGCGCACGAGAUGCAGCAGUCCGAGUUUGGAGCGGUUCGGUCGCUGCUGGUUCCCGCUAGCGCUGCGGCGGGCGCCAACCUCCCCCUGCGGGAAUCCUCCCUGGCAUCCGUCGGGGACGUCCCCAUCGCCGUGGCCCCCAAGAUCCUGCAGGGGGCCAUACCGUCCGGCCACAUCCCCAAGCCGGUCAUCGUGCCGGACUACAUCGCGAAGUACCCGAGCAUCCGCUCGGACGAGGAGCGCGACCAGUACCGAGCCGUGUUCAACGACCAGUACGCAGAGUACAAGGAGCUUCACGCCGACGUUCAGGCUGCCUGCAAGAAGUUUGACGAGAUGGACGCCAUGAUGCGCAGCCUCCCGCAGCAGGCCGGCAGCCAGAUGGAAGCCGAGCGCAUCGGCAGAAUCCUUCAGGAGUUCCAGAGGAAGAAAAACGACCCGACCUUUCUGGAGAAAAAGGAGCGCUGCGAUUACCUGAAGAACAAGCUGUCGCACAUCAAGCAGAAGAUUCAGGAGUACGACAAAGUGGCCGAAUGGAACGACGGCUACGGCUGAAGGGCGGAUGGAGCUGCUGAAUCCCAAAUGUCUUGGGGCUGUCUUCCGUGUUGUUUCAUUGUGCUUUUGACCUUUUGUUCUACCAUUUCACACAUCAAAACGACAAUCGCAAAGCUGGUUGAAAUCCGCCGCCUCCACUUCUUAAUGCGCUGCAAAAAGUCUCGACGCAUGCUAAACGAUGGGCGCGCUCAUUUAAACGAUGCAGAUGCAAACGCUGGGACAAAGCCAAAACCUUCUCUCCUAUUUAACGUCAAAGGCCAGUUUCCAUCACUAGCUCCUGAUCGCGCUGAUUGAAUUCUUUCUGGCCUAAUAUGAAGCGUAUGUUUUUUUAUCCGCGAUGUACAGAGUCUUAACACUGAAUAAACUUCAUGAACGUG
Messenger RNA from Syngnathus typhle (broad-nosed pipefish), 2377 nucleotides. RefSeq names its product MARVEL domain containing 2a (gene marveld2a). Gene Ontology annotation, cellular component: bicellular tight junction; cytoplasmic vesicle; apical plasma membrane. NCBI's taxonomy places the organism in Eukaryota, Metazoa, Chordata, Actinopteri, Syngnathiformes, Syngnathidae. Bases 303 to 2000 code for a protein of 565 amino acids. The transcript has 11 exons. Gene Ontology annotation, biological process: bicellular tight junction assembly. The record is from RefSeq and is a predicted model, not a curated record.